Molecule: messenger RNA, 2051 nt
Organism: Drosophila bipectinata
Lineage: Eukaryota; Metazoa; Arthropoda; Insecta; Diptera; Drosophilidae
Source: RefSeq, a predicted model, not a curated record
CCCUUUACCAACACUGGAACCGGCGCAUUGUUUUGUGUUUAUGUGCCAUUUUAGUGGAUUUCGAAGAAUCUGUGGGAUUUCACCAUGUCCGUGGUGAUUGAGACCACUCUCGGCGACCUUACGGUUGACCUGUUUACCAGCGAGCGGCCCGUGGCCUGCAUGAACUUCCUGAAGCUGUGCAAGCUAAAGUACUACAACUUUAACCUCUUCCACACAGUUCAGCAAGGUUUCAUAGCGCAAACCGGCGAUCCAAGCGGCGCCGGCGAUGGCGGGUCUUCCAUUUGGGGAGUGGUGGAGGGGCCACAAAAGCGCUUCUUCGAGGCGGAGUCUCUGCCGCGGAUCUAUCACUCCAGUCCUGGAAUGCUGUCGUUGGUUAGUGCCGGCAAGAGCUUGGUGGGCUCUCAGUUCUUCUUUACGCUGGGCGAGAACCUGACGUCGUUGGACGGUGCCCACUGCGUCAUCGGUGAGGUUGUGGAGGGGCACGAGGUCCUGAGAAAGCUAAACGAUGCUAUUGUGGACGAAAGCUUUCGCCCUUACCAGGACAUUCGCAUCACCCACACUGUGGUGCUGGAGGAUCCGUUCCCAAACCCACGCGGCCUGCAACCUCCUAAUCGAUCUCCAUCGCCGAAUCCCGAACGGCUGAAGAACGGUCGCAUUGCUGCCGAUGAAGAUAUUGAUGACACUGGUGGCAGGACCAUGGAGGAGAUGCAGGAAUUGCUUGCCGAGCGAGAGGCCAAGGCACGCGCCACUAUCCUUGAGAUUGUGGGCGAUUUGCCGGAUGCGGACAUGGCUCCACCAGAAAACGUGCUCUUUGUGUGUAAACUUAAUCCAGUUACCACGGAUGACGAUCUGGAAAUUAUCUUCAGCCGCUUUGGAGUGGUUAAGGGUUGCGAGGUGAUCCGCGACCGCAAGACAGGCGACUCUUUGCAGUACGCCUUUGUGGAGUUUGAGGACCAGAAGUCUUGCGAGGCUGCCUACUUUAAAAUGGACAAUGUUUUGAUUGACGACCGCCGUAUUCAUGUGGAUUUCUCGCAGUCCGUCUCUAAAGUAACCUGGAGGGGCAAAGGACGUGGCGUGGUAGGAGACGAUGGCAAACUGGAUUUUGACAAUUUGCGGGACAAUAACGACCGUAAAACUCACAAUAAUGGCAGAGGAAGAUCCGAUAAUCAUAGGGACUCCAAGAAGCAGGAGGAUCCAAGAAGUAGAAUGAGUUCGGCGGAGCGACGCAAGGCGAGAAAGCAGCGGCAUCUGGAGCAGAAGCAGCAAGAUGAUCGUAAUCACACACGAAGACGAUCAAGAUCCAGAGAUCGGCGACGAUCUACAUCCAGAAAUCCUAGGGAUUUCAAUGAUAGAAGACAGAACACUCAUCAGGAGCAAAGGAAUCGUCGUCGUUCCAAUUCUAGAGAUCGAAAUGAUAGAAUACCUUCAUGGUCAAGAAACAAUACAGAGAGGAGACGUUCCCGCUCAAGGGAUCGAAUAGAAAGACGUCCUAGGUCCAACGAUAGAACCGAACAAAGGCCCUACCGAGCUAGAGAUGACCGGCAGGAUAGGUUUCCUCAAGAUAGAAGACGACAUGAAAAUGAAGGGAGACAGCCCAAUAAAUACCGAGAUAAAUCCCCGGAAUCAAGGUAUAGUUCAAGAAUAUACCUUUCUAGCUUUGGUUAUUAAUUAAAUCCAUAUUUUUCCAGGCACCAAACUAGACGUCAAGAGUCCAGGGAACGGGAGAAUGGGAAAAACUCAAAUCGAAACCGGAGCCCUGAACGAAAACGAAAGGUUUCCGAGUCGGUGGAAAGGAGAAGUAAGAAGUCAAAACGAGCAGCCAGCAGCAGUUCAGAAUCCAGCGAAAGUUCCUCGGAAUCGGAUCCCACGUCCUCAGAUAGUUCAGAAGAUAGCUCCAGCAGUUCCUCCUCCGAUGAGCGUAGGAAGCGCAAAAAGUCAAAAAAGUCCAAACAGAAAAAGUCGAAAUCCAGCAAACACAAAUCGAAAAAGAAGCAUCAUAGAAAAUAAAAAUGAACACCAUUCUUCAACGAUAAAUUUUUACUAUAACUAAA